GCAGUAUUGUAGUAGGUUGAAAACCUAUACCAUCAAGAUUGUAAUCCCAUCAUUUAUCCGGAUUCUCAAAGGCCUCAGUUGUUGCUGUUUCCAUUUGCAACGUGUUUGAUAUUCACAGCUGAUCAGCCCAAGUCCAGGCUGUGGAGUCCUUUCCUCGCUCUCUCCACAUAUUUACAACUCAACUACUGGAAGGAUGGAUGUACAGUAUAUGAGAGCUCUCCCUACUGGCCGGAUCUGGAAUCGUUCCAGAUAAUCAUUGGGCUGGAAUCUCUCCAGAUAUCUCACACGUAGGAGCUUCGUGGUUUAGCUAUUUUAUCAUCCUGGAUUUGUUAAACAUUAACCAAAUUUGUAAUCGAGAUUAACAUUUACGAGAGAGUUUUCCCAAGUUUGAAUUCAGUUGCCCCAGAAAUGGUGGGCCAUCUACACUUGCAAGCGAUGGAUGACAGCUUGAAAGGGAAGAACCGGGAAGGGUUGCUUGACAGUCCGGAUUCAGGGCUGCCUCCGAGCCCCAGCCCGCCUUUCUAUUCUAUCUCCCCGGGUAUACUGGAGAGCCGAGCCGGGGGAAGCAGCACACCCAUUGAACAGCAUGGAUACAAUUACAGAAAGGAGAGCAAGGAAGGCAAACUGCUGCCGUAUCUCCUCCUGAACUCCCCUGGGACUGAGAUGAAGCCCAGAAUGUACCCGGUGUUCUUCGGAGAAAGCAUCGAGGUGAAAUCAGAACCAGCUAAAGAAAUCAGGUGCAACUCGGAGGUGAAGUACGACUCCGACAAGCACUACAGAAAUGAAGUCUACUGCGCCCCGAUCCCCACCGUCACCUCUUACAGCGAGACCUUCAUCGCGGCCCCUAACUGCACAUGGCGGAACUACAAGUCUGAGCUCCAGUUCGAGCCCCGGCAGAAAGCACUGCGGUUCCAGAGCACAACCAUCAUCUUCCCCAAGCACGCCAAGAACAUUUACAGAACCACCCUCAACUACAACUCUGCCAGCGCCAAAAGAUGGUUUGUGUCCAGCGUGCAGCUGAAGUCGAGCGAGGACGUCAGCCCCUGUAUAAUCUACACCGAGGACCUUUAACUGGUGCAAAGCUCAUCCCCUAGUGAGAGAGAGAGAGAGAGUCCUGUAAAGACUGACACGCUGGGCUUAGCGGCUGUUUGCUAACAGUGAAAAGGUACUUGAAAUUUUAAUGGCAGGACUUGUGCUGUCUGGAUGACUGUACAUAUUUAUAUACAUCAUAUACGUUUGCUGCCUAAAGCAGACAUUUUUAAUGUUAUUGCUUAGUCGUCUUGGUAUAGGGUAACGCUCUUAUUUUUGUUUUAGUUUGUGGUUUAUUUGUGUUCUGGGAUUUGGUGGAGUGUGCCCCCUCAAGACUACGACUAUAUCUCCUGGGUUGGGAGUGAGACUGGGAGACCAGCACUUUUUCUUUCAUUCCUUAGGCACUACUCCCACAAGGCUCCAAGCCCAGAGGUGGGGUAUCACCAACAAUGAGUAAUACUAUUAAGGGGCUAUUGCCUACUUAUCUGGCUGCCUGUCAGAUGUAGCAGCGGUGUAUGAGGGAAACAGAAUUGAGAGUUUCUGAUAAGAUUAGGCAGGUGUGGUGCCUUUGAUUGCUCUGGUAUACCCUCCUUGGUCCUUUUGCUCAAUAUACCAAACAUUUUUCAUUUGAAAUUUUCAUUUCAUAUGAAAACAAUAUCCUUCCAAGUGCCAGGGUAGUGCCUUUUAAAUAUUGGAUGUAAUAUUAAGCAUUUGAAUGCGCAAUGCAGAUUAAUUUUAAUAUAUUUUCGGUUGUGUUUCUGAAACAGAUUACUAUGCUCAUGAGUAAAAUCAUUCACCUGGUGUAUAAAAUAAGUGCCUUUGUUUUCUUUUUUACACAUGAUUUAGUGGUAGCAUGAAAAAAAAAAAAAAACUCCCAAAUUGUCUGUAUUGUGGACCAAAGAUUUCAUAAAGAAUCAGGUCAAGCUGCGAUGCACUGAUAUGUAAAGAAAUAUCAGCAAUGCAAGGCCUUAUUACUUCAGUAGGAAGGCUUGUUUUACUUGUGGCAGAUGUAAUUCUAUAAUAAUGUUUUAAAUUAUUGCGUCAGUGUACUUUAACCAGCUUUUCUCUUUGCUAAAUGUAUCUAGUCAAAAAGGUAACAUUACAUUCUGAAGGACAGCUAAGCAGGAUUUUCAAGCAGAAAAACUGAUGCUGCAGAGACGGACAAGAAUUGUGCUUCAUCUUAUGUUUAUCAGUCAUUCUUAAAAAAUACAAAACAUUUUCAAUGAGAAAAAACAAGUUCAAAUGACAACACCAAAGAGAUGACUUUUCUAAAGUCGACAGGAGUCUGAUUCGUUCGAUAGGUCUUUGUGGGCCUUCCCUUAGCUUUGGUCAUUGCCUAGCACUGGCUUUGGCUUGGAGGCCCGGUUUAUGCCAUACACUGUACCUACAGUAUCUGUAAGAUAUAUUUAUAAGGUCGAAAUCUGGGGAAAAUCUAAAGUGAUGCAAUGUUUGUGUCCUCCACUGUAGAUCUUAAAAAGCCUCCACACCUGAAUUGCAUUACUGCACCGCUAAUGCCAAAUAACUGGCUUAGGAAGCCCUGGUUUGUUGUUGUAACCUCAUCGAGGGAAUAACCAUAAAUAUGCUUGUUGUUUUUUAAUGACCAAGACAUGGACGCUGUAAACAUUCAUAUCACUGUGCAAUAUCAUUCGUCUCAUGUCCUCUUUCCAGUUGUGCAUCUUGGGCCCUAAUUUUCAGAAGUUGGUAAUGGGGUUUACUAAAUAGCAAGGAUUAUAUCUUACUUUUGACAUUUUAGGCCCUUAGCACAAAACUUUUGAAUUCACACACAAAAUGUAUUCCCUAUGAGAUACACAGUGUGUGCUAGCAAGCUUCAAACAUUUUAGCCCUGCAGGUAGAUGCAUGUGUUUCUUGAAGCUGCGCUACAGUUAAUGGGAUGUGAGCAGCAGCCGCCACAGAUUGCGUUCAAGGAUAGAAAAUGUAACUGGAAGGAAAUCCCUCAAGUCUGCCUCUGUUUCACAGUGAUUUACAAGCCUGGUACCCUGGCCUGGUGCGGGAAGCUGGACAUGAAGCAGGAAACACAAUGAAUCAUACAUCAGCUUUUUACAGCUUGUCACAGGCACUUAUAAAACGGCUGAAACAUAAAAAACAUUUAUAAAGCUCUGCCACCACAACGCUGUGUUGCUAAUACAGCGUGUGCACGUAGCACUGCCUGAUAACUCUGAAGAUCAGCGGCAUCUGAUACUACCCAGGUCACUCUUACCAGUAUCAGCCGCAUGAAAUUUAUUCCAAUAUAGAGCAAUGCACUCCUUAUCCAUCUUUUUGUACUCUACUGUAGCAUUUAAAGGUACUUUACGGAACAGAUCAGCUCUUAUGUAGGCAAAUGACCACCCAUAACCUAAAUCCUCAAUCAUAAAAAUUAGAGUACUGCUAAAAAAAAUAACAUGGUGAUAAAAAUCAGACCAUGGUUUUGAUGAAAAGACUUGCACUGCAUGACUGCUUUUUCCAGUCAGUUUAGCUGCCCUUCAAAUCUAACUUACUGUCUGUCUUUCAUGUUGUUUGCCGUGCAAACUCUCAAAAUGUAAUCCUAUAAAAACGAAAAAUAUAUAUAUAAAUAGUACUUGAAGAAGUGACCAAAUCUUUUUGAGGAUUUUUUUUUUUUUAAAUCUGUUCCCAACAGAAAAAUUAAGAGAUUUAAAAAAUAUAUAUAUAUAUAAACAAAACAAAACCAAAAUAGUCCGUUUUUAAACACAUUGCAUGUUAGUUGUUGAGUGUUGUAAAUGUAAAUUCCAUUGGAUUAAGUGAGGGAGAAACAAAUAAAGACCAGUUCAACAUUGGUUUAUGGCUCUACAAACAUUUCAAAUUUAUUGUUGAAUGAUAAACUUUUAAACAUUGAUGCUAGAGCUAAGAGUUCUGCCCUCCCAGAAACACAGAAAAAAAGUCCUGACCUAGAAAAAAUGUGCUAAGUGAAUUGAAACAGAAGCCUGGCUGCCUAAUCUAAGGUACAGAUUCCCUUUUGUGCAGCUGUGCCAGGACUCGGUUUCAGCACCUAUUGUGAGAUAUUGUAAGGGCUGUAUAUUUAAUGAAUUAAAGUACUUUUUUUUUCACAGGGGUGGGUUUAGUAGCCACUGAAUCCUAGUGGUUCUGUUUUUAAUAUACAGGGAGUCAGUCUUCCUUGCAUGCUGCCACAUGUGCUACUGAAACUUAUCCUCACCAAAGGCUUGGAGAGUUUGCGUUUUAUCGACAUAAUGAUAUGUGAUUUGUAAUAAAACAUGCUGAAGGAGGUAUUAAAAAGCCUUUAUAAAUUCCCUCCCCAGUUUCUUAUUCCGUCGUCAGUUGUUUUGUAGAUUUCAGGAUGUUAAUAUUUACCCAGUUCAUCACUGCCAGGAAAACAAUUGUGCCUGUGAUGUUGCACCUUAUUGCAAUAUUUGUAAUCAAACUCACCUUAACGUUUUAAUGCCUUCAUCUACGUUAUUAAAGAUUUUGACAAUUAUUAACUAGGAAAACUACAAUGCAAUUCUACGGGCACCUUGCUAGUAGAAAUACUUGUGUCAUAUUAUAAAGUAAUUAUGAUGCUUCUUGUAAUUCCUGAUUUGCCUAUUAUUUUUACUAGGUAAUGUUAAUAGCUGCCUAAUACAUCCUGUUUCACACAUUUAGAUGUAUAAUGAAUUCUUCAUAAUGGAUCCUUAAGCUAAAGUGCUGUUAAAUAUACAUCCUGAUACAUGUACAUUAUGUACUGACCUUUUAAUGUUUGUAUUACUGGUCUUAUUUUAAAUGUUGCUUACCUCGUUUUUUUUUCCUCACACACGGUCUGCCAGUUUCUCUUUAUGUUGUUCAACACUGCAUAAUUACAUCACAGAAUUGCUGCCGUUUUUUUUUUUUGUUAUUAUUAUUUAAGAAAUAUGUAUUCUGGUGAAGAUAAUGAUAUUCCUGUAUGUUUAUGCAUUUUAAAUUCAGAAUACAUCGCAGAAGGACUAUGAGACAAAGGAGUAUGUUUUAUGAAUUUUAUAUAAGUGUGGGUCACACUGUAUGUUUAACAGUAAUGAGUGUGUAUAACAGCGAGAGCUGCUGGGCUGGAAUUGUAUAAUUGCUGUUUCAGACUGUUGAAUGAAGAUGGUUGUGGUGAAGGUGCAGAAAGACAAUGUGGACUAAAUAAAACAAACAAAACUGGUGCCUUAUACAAUAGUUCCAAUCAGUUGCCGAGGUUCUAAAUGUAGUUACAGAAAUAAAGUUGUUCCUAUUGUUAUAGCCUGUAAAAGGAGGCAGGGAACUUCGGUAGUUUUGGACAUUAUUCAAAGCCUGGCUCAUACUGGUCAAUGGUGACUUUCUGUAAAGCACAUUGAAAAAAGUUGAAAUGUUGCCUUAAGUUACACCUCGUUUAAGUCAACAAGCAUGAAGUUGAACAAAACUCUACUUCACACAAGAUUAUCACAUUCUGUAGCUGGGUUCCAAUUUCAGUAGCACUUCAUCAAACCUGUCUCAGAGGCCUGCUAGACUUCCUUAUCUCCAGCCCCCAAUUAUUAAAUGCUGCUGCAGCCACCCAAGAGAAAUCUUCAAAGGUUUUGUACAAUCAUUUUUGAACCCCCCCCCCAACCCUGCCUCCAAAAAGAUGGAUACCAGCUGAUCUGCUUUCUCGUCUCAGUCAGUAGCGACCUUCCAGAAUACAGCACUGUGCUUUUGAAUUUUUAAAAGUUUGUGGUUUGUCUCUACCACAGUACCUACGGCAUACGUGUCCUUGAUGGCAGUGAAAGAUGUAGCUGGUCCGAGCAGAGUAGAGAAAGGUGACGUGAAGGGAGUAUGUGUAAUAUAAGUUUUUUUGUAAUAACUGUUGGUUUUUCUAACUUCUUGACAACUGCUUGUAAAAUACUUUCAUGUUGUAAAUGUGGCAAUAAGGCACUUCACAAUUUCCUUUAUAUUUUUGUAUAAUUCCCACGUUUAUCCUUUUCUGAACAAUCAAUAAGAAAAGAAUUAAAAAAAGACAAAUGUAUAUCUAAAUAAAA
Molecule: messenger RNA, 5984 nt
Organism: Acipenser ruthenus (sterlet)
Lineage: Eukaryota; Metazoa; Chordata; Actinopteri; Acipenseriformes; Acipenseridae
Product: refilin-A-like
Exons: 4
Coding region: 409-1071 (220 amino acids)
Biological process (GO): negative regulation of chondrocyte development; negative regulation of bone mineralization involved in bone maturation; actin filament bundle organization
Cellular component (GO): actin filament bundle
Molecular function (GO): filamin binding
Source: RefSeq, a predicted model, not a curated record